AUGCAAGGAAAAUUAUUAAACUGGUACUCGUUCAUAUUUCGUAAGCAAUCGCUGACAGCAUUACUAAUGUUUCCAAGAAUUCCAAGGAACCAUGGUCGAACAGGUGGUCGGGGAAAGAGCAAUUGGGGUCAAAAAGGUUGGCGAUGGUUUACUGGAAGCACUGCUUUUCCUUUACUUGGCUUUUCAAUGAUAACAACAUUCAAGGAUCUAUUUGGGACACCACCAUUUCAACUUGAUAAAGAUCCACUAAAACAUAAAAUCAAAGAAGCAUGGUUGUACAGGAAGGAACAUAAGUAUAAUCAAGCAGUAAUAGUCCUGGAAGAGGCAAUGCAAAUGGCCACUGGACGAAACAAUGAAUUGAUUGUUAGUCGGAUUAUUGAUGAAUUAGCCAAUACUUAUUAUGAAAUGGGAAAACUAGAUGAAGCAGAACAAGCUUUUCGUGAUCUUUUGCAGCGAUUGAUGAUUCUACACACAAAGAAAGAUGACGACCCUGAAUUUAUCGACGUGAGCCUCAAAUUAUCCGACAUAUUUGCUCAGAAAGGCAAACUAGAUGAUGCCGAAAUUGGUUACAAACAUUGUGUUGCUAGACAAAUGAAAGUAAUCGAGAGGCAUAUGGCGAAAUAUUCAAUAAACUACGGUGGUUCGCAUGAUAUUCCACAGGUCGUGAACCAGUAUGGAGCUGUAUUUACAGAUCCUCUUGCCCUUUAUGGCCUGUGUCUUGAGCAAUACGCUCACUUCAUUGCUCGAUACAGGGAAGAGAAAAGGAUAGACGAUACUGCACAACUUAUAGAUGAAGCUUUGAAGAUUUCAUAUCAAAUUUACGGCAUCAAUUGUUUCCACACAAUCAAUAUGCUCAAUAAUUAUAGUGCUCUGUUGAUUAACAGGAACAGGUUUGAUCUUGCAAAAAAGUAUUUGGAAAUUGGUAUAGAUAGGAUAUUGUAUAUCGAUGAAUGCAGCAGCCUACUGCCUGGAUACUAUUGUAAUUAUUCAGAAGCACUUUAUCAUUGUGGUCAAAGAGUAGAGGCGCUUCAGUAUGCAAAAAAAGCUGUCAAUUUAUCACAGUCCGAAUCAAAAGAAUUAAAAAAUUAUACGACAAGGUUUCUCCAAGAUAUGGAAAAAGAUUAUAAGCGCCAUCGAUGA
This is a messenger RNA of Brugia malayi, 1140 nucleotides long. RefSeq lists its product as hypothetical. The transcript is spliced from 8 exons. Gene Ontology annotation, cellular component: mitochondrial inner membrane. Gene Ontology annotation, molecular function: protein binding. Gene Ontology annotation, biological process: mitochondrial respiratory chain complex III assembly. Lineage: Eukaryota; Metazoa; Nematoda; Chromadorea; Rhabditida; Onchocercidae. The record is from RefSeq and is a predicted model, not a curated record. Bases 1 to 1140 code for a protein of 379 amino acids.